AUGCAUCAGUCAGUGCGAACACAGACUUCGGCCCAGCCGAGGCGUCCCCGACCUCACCGUCACCGCGCCGUCUCUCCCCUUCACUUCUCCUGUACGUCGGCGGCGCGCCCCACCUGGGCGCCGGCGAAGGGCGGCAACGAGCAGGGUGGCACUCGCAUAUUCGGCCCCUCGCAGAAGUACCCCUCCCGCGACCUCGCCGCGCAUACCUCCCUCAAGCCCAGGAAAGACGGCCAACAGACCCAAGAGGAGUUACAGAAGAGGAACCCCAGGGAGGAACUUGAGGAACGUGAGCGCAAGCACUACUCUUCCAAGGACAAGUCCUAUGCUGAAGAAAGAGACCGUCGGAAAAGUUCAAGUCAGCUACUCUUAGAAGGUUCAAAGAGAGAAGCAGAGGAUAAGAUAGUUCCACGAGAAAUCGAUGCAGAUGACUCUGAUGUGGAGCCUAAAAGUGAUGAUGAAAGCGAUGAAGAUGAUGACGAUGACGAUGAUGACACUGAAGCUCUAAUGGCAGAGCUUGAGAGGAUUAAGAGAGAGCCGAGGAGAAGCUCAGAAAGGUCUGAGCGGCAACAAGCAGAGGAAGAGGCAAAGAUGAAGGAAGCUGAACUGAUGCGGGGGAACCCGUUGAUCAACAUCAACAAUCCUGGCUCCUUCAGUGUUAAGAGAAGGUGGGAUGACGAUGUGGUAUUCAAGAACCAGGCACGAGGAGAGACCAAGACACCAAAACGGCUCAUCAAUGACACCAUCAGGAGUGAUUUCCACCGCAAGUUUCUGCAGAGACUGAAGGCCUGUAGUUUCACUUGCGUAUCCUCUUUAUUGUUUCUGUUUUACCUCAUUGGACGUUUUCCACAGGCUCCAUUUCUUGUCUUACGCAAAACUGUUUUUCAAUUGCUGAAGGAUGAAUCAAGUAGGCCUGAUGAUGUAAUUUCAGCUGCACAGAGAUACAUUGAGCAAAAUGGAGCAAAAACGUUUGAGAAUCUUGUUAACAAGUUAGGUCACCAUGCAUUUCACGAAGGAUGGAGUAUCUUGUGUGAUGCUCUUCUUGACUUUGAAACUAAAAGCAUAUCGAACCACAUCGUGACAACUCUUCUCAGCGGCAACAUGGAGGAAAAUCUGUCCUUUGCCAUCUCGCAGAGUGACGCAGUCCGGACACCUCUCCAGCAGCGUCUUCACGACGCCGAGGCUGUUAGACCAUGCAGCGACGUGUAUGGGGUACGACCCUUCAUCGUCCGCCUGAAUCUAGCAUUGGAUUUACUGCCAGCUGAGUUCAUAGGUGAGGAGGAUAUGUAUAUCUUCCCCGUUGAACUUUUUGACAGUGCAAGCAUAUCACGGUUACAACAUCUUCAGCUUAGUUGUGUAUCCUUCAAACCAGGUUCCCAGUUUAUGGGUUUCCCAAAUCUGAAGAAGCUUGAUCUGCAAUUAUUUUCUGUAUCUAGAAAGAAUCUUGAAGAUAUGUUAGCUGGUUGCUCUACUCUGACGUGGUUGAGCUUAAGUAGAUGUUGCAUGAAAGAUGAGCUAACAGUGAAACAACCAUUGGACCGUUUAAUGUACUUGAGUAUUGUGGAUUGCAGUAUAACGAAAAUAGAGUUACAAGCAGAAAAUCUUAAGACUUUUGAAUACAAUGGAGCACGAGUACCUAUUGACCUUGGUCAAGUUAAGCAACUAGAGACAGCACAAGUUUAUUUGUAUGGUCUCACUCUUAACUAUGCCCUCACUGUGCUUCCAAACGUUCUUACGGGUGUAAAAAAUUUCACUUUGGACACUUAUCUACCUUUAGAGAAUUUGCAUUUUUAUCAGCUCAAAAUUUUACGAUUGUUGCUCUUAAUUGAUACUAGAAGCACUCCUAAUGUUCUCUCAUUGGUAUCUUUCCUGAGAGCUUCCCCUUUCCUCGAGGAACUGGAGGUGCAUGGCCCCAACUUGUCUGGAUCUAUGCUGGCAUAA
Molecule: messenger RNA, 1938 nt
Organism: Miscanthus lutarioriparius
Lineage: Eukaryota; Viridiplantae; Streptophyta; Magnoliopsida; Poales; Poaceae
Source: the annotation of a GenBank genome assembly